This is a messenger RNA of Vanessa tameamea, 1257 nucleotides long. RefSeq lists its product as uncharacterized. The transcript is spliced from 3 exons. Bases 1 to 1257 code for a protein of 418 amino acids. The record is from RefSeq and is a predicted model, not a curated record. Gene Ontology annotation, biological process: larval heart development; cell adhesion involved in heart morphogenesis. NCBI's taxonomy places the organism in Eukaryota, Metazoa, Arthropoda, Insecta, Lepidoptera, Nymphalidae. Gene Ontology annotation, cellular component: extracellular matrix. Gene Ontology annotation, molecular function: catalytic activity.
AUGGCCAGCAGCAGCAAGCAAUUAUUAUUGGUAAUGGUUGGAGAAAUCCGCCUUGAUUAUAGGUCUCAGCACUUGUUCCUACAUGGAGCCCCGGGCCUCAUCGGCGACGCGAUGCCCAAAAAAACACACGAUACGGACUUACAAGUUUUUAAAGUGGUAGAGCCACAAGCUACACCAACACCAGUAGCUCAAAAGGCACCAGGCUCGAACCGGUUGGUGUUUCUUGGGGACUUUAAUGCACACCAUAAAGAGUGGCUGUACCCGUAUAGUGACACUGACCACGCUGGAAGAGAGAUCUACAAAUUUGCAAUAUCUUGUGGCCUCUCUCAGCUCGUCCACGAACCCACUCGUAUUCCUGACGUCGUGGGCCACACUGCGUAUUGCCUGGACCUUCUGCUGACAACCGAUCCUGACAGAUAUUCGAUCUAUGUUUCACCACCACUCGGGACAUCGGAUCAUUGUGUGGUGAAAUCUGUAUCGCACUACUCGCCUCCUGACACUAGUCCUAAAGGCACUAGGCGAGUGUGGCGAUACAAGUCAGCGGAUUGGGAUGAGAUGCGUCACUUUUUCGCCUCUUAUCCUUGGAGGCAGGUAUGUUUUUCUUCUAGAGAUCCAUCGUGCUGCGCAGAUUCUGUCUCGAGUGUGAUUUAUCAAUGUAUGGAGUAUUUUAUUCCUUUUGCUGAAGUAUCCCUUGAGACCAAAGCUCGCACGUGGUUUAAUGCUGAAUGCCUCUUAACUGAAAAGCGUAAGCAUGAAGCCUAUUUGUCCUGGGCUGACGCUCGUAAAAACAAAGCCUUGGAUGUCCAGGCAAAGAAGAAAACAUACAACGCAGCUACUAAAUCUUGUAAAAAAGCGAUAAGAAAAGCUCGUUUUGACCACAAUGGCCGUAUAGGGGGAAAGUUAGCUUCUUUUCCCUCAGGGAGCAAAGCUUUCUGGAGCCUCGCCAAGUCGGUUGAGAAAAACUUCUGUCACUCUUCGCUGCCUCCUCUGCACAAACCUGACGGAUCCCUGGCCCACAACGCUAAGGAGAAGGCAAAUUUAUUUGCCAAUCUCUUCGCAGAGUAUUCUCGUCUGGACAUCAACGGUAAGUGUCCACCUCAGUUACCUCCGCUUGGCCCUAAAAUGAGCGCCGUUAAAAUCCACCAAAAAGAGGUACUUAAAUAUUUGCUGAACCUGGAUGUUAAUAAGGUCAGUGGUCCUGAUGGCAUUUCAGCAGUGGUACUGGAGUGUUGUACACCCGAUUGUCUCCUGUUCUGA